Messenger RNA from Trichoderma asperellum CBS 433.97, 288 nucleotides. NCBI's taxonomy places the organism in Eukaryota, Fungi, Ascomycota, Sordariomycetes, Hypocreales, Hypocreaceae. The record is from RefSeq and is a predicted model, not a curated record.
AUGACGACUCCCAAAGGCGCAGCUCAAACCUCCAAAUCGCAGCCUCAUCCCUCAGCUCCCGGCCCCGUCACCGACACCACAGAAGCACCACCCCAAAGCCUGCUCACCAAGCAGCAUAAUCUCGUCCCCAUGGUCGUUGGCACUGGAGACAAUCAGCAGAACACCAUGCCCUUGGAAGGCGCUGAGAAAGAGGUCUUAAUCGAGAGAGUUCACAACACCGGCGCGCAGACGCCUUCGUCUCUCGCCGCGCAGAUUGAACGCGAGCUGCAGAAAAAGAGUUCAACCUAA